AAUUUGUAUUACUUUCCUUUCUAUAGCCACUGUUGUUACUGUUAUGGAUCUCUUUCAUUUGUUAGGAAGCGGUGCCCGCUUUAACAAAAAACGUUUUGCCAGUGAUGUUACUCUCUUUGAAGGAGAAAAAGAAGCUAUUCAGACAGAGACAAAGAAAAGAAAUGCUGCAGCAAUCGAUCCCACUGUUCGUAACCAGUUGUUAAAUGAGAUUGACUUUUUCAGCACAACGCAUACACAAAAAAGCAAAGAUAGAUAAUGAUGAGUUUGAUAAAAAAUUGAAAGAAGCCAAGAGGUCCAAUACAGUCUUUGAUAAUGUUAAAGAAGCCAAAGAUUUCAGAAAGCAACAUAGAAUAAAAGUAUAUGGCACUGACGUACCCAAUCCUUUCAAGAGCUUCGAAGACUUAGCCUCGCCAGCCUACAAUUUGAAUCCUACGCUAUAUAAAAACCUAAUGACAAUCAAAUAUAAUACACCUACACCAGUACAAAUGCAAUCAAUUCCCAUUAUCCUUAAAGGACGCGAUCUUAUGUCCUGUGCCCCCACGGGUUCAGGUAAAACAUUGGCAUUCUUGUUACCAAUUUUGCAAGAUUUGAAGAAGCCAGAAAAGAAAAUAAGUUACCGUGCUUUGAUCAUUGCGCCUACUCGAGAAUUAGUUCAGCAAAUUGCCCGUGAAGCCAAACAUCUGAGCGAAGGAACAAAGCUUCGAAUCAAUGUUCUAACUAAAGCCACCUCUGCAGAUAAAGCACAAAAUUCAGAAUCGAAACAAAAAUUUGAUAUUCUGAUCACCACCCCAUUAAGGUUGGUUUAUGCAAUCAAAGAGAAAGAAGUAGAUUUAGUCAAUGUUAGACACAUGGUUCUUGAUGAAGCAGAUAAAUUGUUAGAUCAAGGAUUUUUGGAACAGACCGACGAAAUUUUUGCUGCUUGUUCAUCUGGAAAAUUACAAAAGUCUUUCUUUAGUGCCACGUUCUCCUCUCAUGUCGAAAGUCUCGCAAAUUCUGUUAUGAAUAAUCCUAUACGUAUAGUGAUUGGUGCCAAGAAUGCUGCAACCGAAACCAUUAAACAGCAGCUUUUAUUCACAGGAACAGAAGCUGGAAAAACACUUGCUUUAAGGCAACUCAUUCAAAAUGGCAUCAAACCACCAGUCUUGAUUUUUGUACAGUCAGUCGACCGUGCAAAAGAACUUUUCCAUGAAUUAGUUUUUGAUGGUAUCAAUGUUGAAGUCAUCCAUUCUGAUAGAACCAAAUCACAGCGUGAUAAUAUUGUUAACUCUUUCCGCCAAGGCAAAAUAUGGGUGUUAAUCGCCACUGAUUUAAUGGCACGUGGUUUAGAUUUCAAAGGUGUCAACCUCGUUGUUAACUAUGAUUUUCCACAAACAGUGGCAAGUUAUAUCCAUCGAAUUGGUCGUACCGGUCGUGCAGGUCGUCAAGGUGAAGCCAUUACUUACUACACGCAAGACGACUUACCUUAUUUGAAAAGUGUCGUUAACGUAAUGAAAGAAUCAGGAUGUGACGUGCCUGAAUGGAUGCUCAACCUGAAAUCUCUCAGUCAUAAGCAAAAGAAGGAAAUGCGCAGAGGCAUUGAGCGCAAAUCAAAAUAAGUUAGUAAGGGCGGAUUUUUUGUAUGUGUGGUAAAAUUGCAAAGAAUUGCCGUUACGAAUAUUAACAAAAUACCCAUUUGAUAAUGAACGAGCUAUCGUCAGCCCUGUAAAUAAAUUAUUUUUUUAUGUAAUAUCGAAGUAAAUAAGCUUGAGCAUUUCCUGCUCAAUUUAGACUGACCCA
This is a messenger RNA of Mycotypha africana, 1776 nucleotides long. Its product is annotated as P-loop containing nucleoside triphosphate hydrolase protein. The record is from RefSeq and is a predicted model, not a curated record. The transcript has 5 exons. The coding region runs from base 204 to 1595 and encodes 463 amino acids. Gene Ontology annotation, biological process: maturation of SSU-rRNA. Gene Ontology annotation, molecular function: RNA helicase activity; ATP binding; nucleic acid binding. Lineage: Eukaryota; Fungi; Mucoromycota; Mucoromycetes; Mucorales; Mycotyphaceae.